This is a messenger RNA of [Torrubiella] hemipterigena, 4974 nucleotides long. Lineage: Eukaryota; Fungi; Ascomycota; Sordariomycetes; Hypocreales; Clavicipitaceae. The record is from the annotation of a GenBank genome assembly.
UCCCGCCUUUCCCCGGUUCUCUUCUCCUCCUUUCCACUUUGUUAAAACUAAAGACACAUCACAAGUCUAAUUCCUUCUUCUUUAUUCUACAUUACUAUAACGCCUGUCUCUGACAACGCACGCGCACAACAGCAACCAGCUUUCGCUCUACCCACACCCAAAGCCCACGACGUCAUGCCUGAAGGCACCACAUUGACGGCUGCGCAGUUGCCGCAGCUGCUCGAAAAUGAUACACGAGUAAAGUUGGCCGGUGUAGAUGUCGACGGCAUGCUUCGUGGCAAAGUUAUUUCGAAGAAGAAGUUUCUUUCCAUUGCCGAAGAGGGUUUCGGCUUCUGCUCCGUCAUCUUUGGCUGGGACAUGCACGACAAGACCUAUGCCCGCGAACUCAAGAUUUCCAAUGCUGAAAAUGGUUACCGUGAUUUGCUUGCCAUUCCGGACCUGAACAGCUUCCGCCGAAUCCCUUGGGAAGAUAACUUGCCCUUUUUCCUUGUCAGCUUCUUCGACCCCGACACCAAGGAGCCUGUGUGCGCUUGCCCACGUGGGCUUCUCAGAACGUUGCUUGAUCGCAUGCGCACCAAGGGCUGCGGCGCCAUGGCUGGAGCCGAGUAUGAGUUCUUCACUUUCAAAGCCCCCGACGGUGGAUCGCCCGCCGCCUUUCUUCAGCACAACCUGCCCCAGAAGCUACCUUCGCUGACCGAGGGCAUGUUUGGUUACUCGUUAACCCGACCUCUCCAAAACAAGGACUACUACUACGAUAUUUUCGACUCUUGCGAGGCCUUCAAAUGUAACAUUGAGGGAUGGCAUACCGAAUCCGGCCCUGGUGUUUUCGAGGCUGCUCUUGCUUUCGAUGAGAUUGCCGAGAUGGCUGAUCGCGCCAGCUUGUUCAAGCUCACAGUAAAGGGUGUCAGCACGAAAUACGGUAUUACUCCCUGCUUCAUGGCCAAGCCCAGACAAGGUCUUCCUGGAAACAGUGGGCACAUGCACAUUUCCAUUGUCGACACCGCUGGCAAGAACUUGCUCGCGAGAGAAACCAAGGACGAAGACGCUGAAUGGGACGAUAUUGCCUACCUCUCCGACGUAGGCCGUCACUUUUUGGCCGGUCUUUUGGAGGGUCUCCCGGAUAUUAUGCCCAUGCUUGCACCAACUGUCAACUCAUACAAGCGCCUCGUCGAGAACUUUUGGGCACCAGUGACUGUGUCUUGGGGUCUUGAGCAUCGCGCCGCCUCCAUCCGUAUCCUCACGCCCCCCACCUGCAAGGCUGGAGCCACACGAUUCGAGGUGCGUGUACCUGGCGCUGACACCAAUGCCCAUCUGGCUCUUUCUGCCAUUCUGGGUUGUGGCUGGCGUGGUGUAGAGAAGAAGCUAGAGAUUCCUUGCCCACCUCUGGAUAGAGGCGCUGAGAUUGGCAGUGGGCGAGACAAGGGCGAGCGCCUGGCCAAGAGCCUGAAGGAAGCUACUGCCAAGUUUAUGCACAAGGACAGCAUCGCCCGUGAGGUAUUUGGCGACGAUUUUGUCGACCACUACGGUGGAACUCGUGAAAAUGAGUGCCGCUUGUAUGACGAGGCCGUGACAGAUUGGGAGGUUCAACGAUACAUCGAGACAGUCUAACGAAACGAAAUUGUACAAUAACUUGUCGAUUCCAGUUGUAAGGCGAAGUUGAUCUACACUAUCAAUUUUUCUUUGGGAGCUCGUGGAGAGCAUAUGAUAUGACAGGGACAUCACGGGGGAGGCUUUUGUUUCAUCGUUCACCAAUGUGUACAUACAAUUGAUCAACAUCGAUCUUAGCAAUGAAGAAAUAUAACUAUACUUUGUUUGAAAAUAACAUAAAUCAGCAAAAGCCGCCCAUUGUUUCCAUACUGGCCCUAAACUGAGAGCCCUUGACUUUCUUUGAAAGAUGUUGCAAAUUGACCGCCGACAAUAAAAGCAAAAGCACGCACAUAAUCAUCCUAUACAGUACACAUAAUACAUACACCCACCACACCGUCAUACAUUACAUCAGACUUGGGCGUGGUCUCCUACGCGAACCAAACCUCGCGUGCGGACCGCCGCCGUCGUCGCUUGGGUUCCACUCCUCGGGAUGAAAGUCUGGGUUUCCAUAAUGUGCUCUAUUCCAUAUGCUAUUUUUAAAAGUCGCCGUGGUCACGUUAAACAUGGGAUCCGGCAGCUCGUUCUGACAGUCCUCGUAGUCCAGCUGCAGCGCGCUGAAUCGUAUAUUGCAGCCCAUAGGCCUCACCUCGUCCAUUUUCUUCUUCUUUUUGUCUGUUUUAGUCGUCGCUAUUGCCCCGUAGGUCCAAUCCUGGCCACCAUCAGCAAACGCACAGCAGGAGUCGUCCAUAUCUGCCAUCGAUAGCAGGCCCGGGACAGUCGUAAGAUGAAAGUCGGCCGUAGCAAAGGUGCGGAGGCUGUGCGGCGCGGGCAUGGUGGGGGUCGCCGUCAUCAUCAUAUGGUUAACCUGCACAGCGAGAUCCUGGUUAGAAGAAAACGGCACUUGGAGGAGGAGGAGCGGGGGCAAGUCACGAUAGAGGAUAUCGUAAUGAUCGGGCCGGAAGAGGAGAUGUAUCGUUUCGUGGUGCGCCGCGGCCUGGUCGUCGUCGGGAAAGCGGUACAUGUUGGGCGCCGAGCCGGGCGUGCGGUCCAGGUAGGCGAUUUCCAGGACAAGGUCAACGGGCUUGACGAGCACGUUGGCGAGGCCGAUGAUGCCGAGCUGGUCAAUCUCGCGGUCUACGGGCUCAAUAGUGUUGGCGCAGUACGACUGCACACCCGAGCCGUCGGGUACAAAUGGAUCGUAUACGUCCGCGUUGGCCUUGAGGUAUGUGGCGGCAAGUAAGCGCAGGUAGUAGAUGAGGGCAGAGGAGGUUGCUGUGUCGUUCCAUCGUUCCUCGACGAGGGCUAGUGCGGCUACGGGGUCGGCAAUGAUGGGCACCAGGUCACGCAGCAUCCCGAUGGCUUCGUCGGCCCAGUCCUCGUAGAAGGUGUAGCCGCCGACAGAGCCGAGCAUGGUGUUCAUGCUGGUGAGACGGGCGACUUCUGAUUCUAGUUUAGUGCUGUCACCGAGGCCUGCGAGCUUUUCAAAGUAUGAGAAGCCGAUAGCUAAAAGUGAUGGAGUGUGUUAGUUGAGUUGCUAGAGGUAGUGGUGAAAGGGAGUGAUGGCUAUAGUACCUCGCCAGCCGCAGUUGCCGUCGCCCUUGAUGGGUCGGUAGCUGGAGUAUGUUUGUGAGAUGGCCUAUGAGAUGACGUUAGUUGUGCUUGUGAAAGUAUACGGAAGAGUGUCGGUGCGUACUAUUGUCUUUUCAACGUAAACGGGAUCUGCUUUGGCAUAUUCCUCGGAUAUGUCAGAGCUGGGAGUCUUGGGGCCAACAUCUGGACCCUAGGUGUACGAUAUCAUGUUAGAAAGCUGUAUCUAGGUUUAGGUACUAGAAAAACUUCAACAAGGACAUACUUGGAUGUCGGGACGGUACUCUUUGGCGGCUUCUUGCUGUGCCGCCAUACCAUGCGGGGCAUUGUCCGAAACGCCUUCCAUGGCUGGUCCAAAAUACCUCUGGUCUGACUGAAGCUGCAACAGGUUGUACUCUGGGGAAUCCUGGAUGGUAGCUGCGGUAGAAGGCCAACUGGGAAUGUUGGCCAACAGCGGUGAUGGUGAAGGUGAAGCUUGCGCAAUGCAACCACUAGCUGCCAGCUCGUGGUGGUGUUGUUGUUGGUGGGGGCGGGGACUGUCCACGCAGCCGCCACAGCGACGUGACGACACAGCAUUAUCACCUGCAGCAGCGGCGGCGCCCACGCCACGGCCUUGGGCAACCAUUGGGCUCUCGUCCUGUGAAUUCAGAGCACACAGGACACUAUCAAGCCGACUAUUGGCAAGGUCCACGCCAAGUCCUAGCUGGUCCCAAAAAGACGACGGGAGGGAUUCCUGCUCGUCGAGUGCAUGUGGGCUGUUCCUAGGGAAUGAAGAGCAGGCGAUGCCCUGAUACAUGUUGAUAAGGAUGAAAAUAAAACCAGAAAGAGAAAGUGAAUCUGCUGAUGAAAUCAAAUGAAUUCUGAGCCAGGUUGAUCAAGCGAAAAUACUUUUCUAAAAGCAAAGAAAAACAAAAACAUACAACGCGACGAUCAAGCGAUGCUGGUUGUUUCAGACAAAACAUCUGGUUUAAAUGUUCCCUGGAGCUCGGCUGGGAUGACUGGCGUGCACCCACGGCACAGACUGUGCGACGAUACUGCUGCUGAAUCGUCCCGCGUCUUUUGCGUCUUGUGGACGAGAGCACGGCAUAGAACGGCGCGCGAUACGCACUUGCAAGAGAAAGGAUCCAUGUCCAUCGUGUUGGUGGCAAGCCCGUAACACACGACCGACUACGAAUUGCAGCUUUGUUCUUAGCAAUGACUCGUUAAGCCUUUUUCAAUGUCAGUUGAACCUCUGGCCAGCUCUCCUGUGGGCGUGUGUGUUGGUUUAGUGCGACGUGACUAUGCGAGCUCUAGUUCUCAGAAACAGUCGCAGUGUCUUCCUUUUUCCCAACCGUGUUACCAUCACGUGGGGAUUCGUCGUCUAUUCGAGCACCGGAUCUGUAUGCCUGCAUCCGCUGUGCUUGAGCUGCCUCCCCCGUCUCAUAUCACCCGUACAUGGCUGGCUGCAUGCGCUGAAUCAGACACGCACAUAGUGCUGUAUGCUGUGCACCGCGAGUUGCUCUGUUGUCUCCGCCACACGUCCCCUGGCCUCGCUUGCUAUGGGCGAACGACCCUAUGUGACAAGGCAGAUGCCCUUACUGUAGCCACCCUUGGAGCGUGGUUUUAGUAUUAUUUGGUACAUAUGCUGUGUUGCGGCGUACAAUCAGUAGGCAAAUGCAAGCUGGACGCAAACGCAUGAGUCCCAGAGAUUACAUUUUUACUAUAACUUCUACACUAUGCAGACGUAGAAUUCUGGUAUUUAGUUCGAAUCUAGAAAGAACUCAAAACAUUCAUCCGCCCAAAUUUGUAUCAACGUCGCUG